Lolium rigidum is the source of this 1200-nucleotide messenger RNA. RefSeq lists its product as uncharacterized. The record is from RefSeq and is a predicted model, not a curated record. Bases 1 to 1200 code for a protein of 399 amino acids. The transcript has a single exon. NCBI's taxonomy places the organism in Eukaryota, Viridiplantae, Streptophyta, Magnoliopsida, Poales, Poaceae.
AUGGCGGACUGGGCUUCGCUUCCACCGGAGCUCGUCCAAGACAUCGCCUACUCCGUCCUCUCCACCACCGGCGGCGUCGACACGCACAUGGACAUGAGGGCCGUCUGCCCCAGCUGGCGCUCCGCCAUCGCCAAGCCAUCUCCGCACGCAGCGUUCGCCGACCACCGUUUCCGUCCACGGCACUGGAUCAUGGUGGACCUGAAAUCCAGGAAGCACGACCCCGACGCCCGACUCUUCCUCCACGUCCCCACCGGCCGCUUCCGCCGCCUGCCCCUCCCCGUGAUCCGCGACCACCUCGUCCUGGGCGCAUGCGAUGGGCUCAUUGUACAUGAAUUCACGGACAGGGAGCGCCCGGACAUGACAGGCAUUCGUGUCCUCAACCCCUUUACAGGAGGCAUGCUCCACUUUGCUGUGUCAUUAUGGGAGUCUGCUGAUGAACUACGUACGGCAGUGAGCGGCGGCCCUCGCUCGACGCUGGUGGUGUGGCGGGACUAUGAUUGGAGAUGGCGGACACUUCUAUAUGCCGAUCCAACCAGCGAUGAUUUUAGGGAGGAGGAGAAGACUGGCUUGUCCUGGGUCCAUAGCAUGGUUACCUUCAAAGGCAACAUCUAUUAUGCCGGUUCAGAUGAAGGUGUAUUCCAGUUUGUUGCGCCAGCAGAGCAGGGUGAUCAUGAGCCUGUGGUCAUAGCCAAGAUGUUGCCAGAUGUGGACAUCCAUUAUGCACGCUGUUUUCUCGUGGAGUCUGCCGGGGAACUGCUGGUCGUUCGCCAUGGGGACGAAGCCUUGAAAGUUUUCAGAGUCGACGUCGAGCACAAAUUGCUGGAGGAGGUCAAGAGCUUGGGCUCCCGUGCACUGUUCCUUGGCGGCGAGAGGUGUUUGUCAGUGGAUGCAGAUAUUUUUCCAUCAGUCGAUGCUGAUUGCAUAUACAUGUCUAACUGGGUGGAAACGCCAGAAUGGCGGGGGCGGUACACGCACGUGUAUAACCUAAGGGAUGGCACCAUGGAGAUUCUCUACACUGAGCCGAUGCUCCGUGCCAACAUCCACCCCCGACCAUCGUCUCCUCGCGACAAUUUCUGGGACCAACGUGGGAUCUUCACGCGUGCCAACAACCAUUGUCUACCCCCUCUCAGUCUUACUCAGGUCCUGCUCGACUACUGCAAUGACAAUACAUGCUUCUACCAUUUCAAUGAUUGGUGGUGA